Penicillium odoratum is the source of this 1536-nucleotide messenger RNA. RefSeq lists its product as uncharacterized. Gene Ontology annotation, biological process: carboxylic acid transport; transmembrane transport. Gene Ontology annotation, molecular function: carboxylic acid transmembrane transporter activity. The record is from RefSeq and is a predicted model, not a curated record. The coding region runs from base 1 to 1536 and encodes 511 amino acids. Lineage: Eukaryota; Fungi; Ascomycota; Eurotiomycetes; Eurotiales; Aspergillaceae. The transcript is spliced from 3 exons. Gene Ontology annotation, cellular component: plasma membrane.
AUGGAAAAGCCUACAGUAGUCGAGAAACGUGAGCCUUGCGAAAAGAAACCAGAAGCGAAAGAAGUGGACGUUCCAAUGGCGACGCUUGCCCUUUCCCCCGCAACAUGUUAUCUGACAGAUGACCCCUACAAUGGCCGAGGCUACUCACGCCUCUCCAUGAUCACGAUGGUCAUCUUCAGUGGCCUCGCAAUCGGGUCGGAUGGCUUCAACGCUUCCAUCAUUGGGAACCUGGAAUUGAUCAUGGCCGUCAUUUAUCCGAAGUCGCUGACCACGGCUGUAGCCGCUAGGUUAUCCAACGCAUUCAUGGUCGGUAUGAUUAUCGGCAUGCUUUCAUUUGGUUACAUCUCUGAUAAGAUGGGGCGCAAGGCUGGCGCUGUUCUAACAACCACAAUUUUGGUUUUGGGGAUUGCGUUGAGUGCCGGUGCUAGCGGGCUGACCGAGGAUGGGAUGUUUUGGAUGCUAAUCAUAGCCCGCGGAAUCGCAGGUGUUGGAGCUGGCGGAGAGUACCCUGUUGCAGGGGCUGGUGCUGCUGAAGCCACAGACGAGGCUCCGAGCAUUAGGAAGCGAAGAGGCUUUAUUUUUGCAAUCAUUGGUGACCUGUCGGCAUCCCUUGGAUUUGCCUUUGGUUCUCUGGUACCACUGAUUUUGCUUUUGUGUUUUCAUCAACAAGUAAAACACUAUGAAGCUGUGUGGCGAGUCUCAUUGGCCAUGGGGGCCAUUGCUCCUCUUUCGAUCUUCUGGUUUCGCUAUCGGAUGGUUGUCAGCUCAGCAUAUCGCAAGAGCUCUAUGAAAAAGCAGAGGCUACCCUAUUGGCUAGCGAUCAAAAAGUAUUGGCGGCCUUUGCUGGGUGUUUCUGGUUCGUGGUUCAUUUACAACUACAUUUCCUAUCCUUUCGGCCUGUUUUCAUCCACCAUCGUCGGUCAGGUAAAUCCGUCCUCUUCCUUGGCGCUCACAAUGGCCUGGGGAACAUUGAUCAAUUGCUUCUAUAUUCCCGGCGCUUUCAUUGGUGGUUUUCUCUCGGACCGUAUUGGCCGCCGCCGCACUAUGGCACUGGGGUUCUUCCUUCAGGCCAUUCUUGGCUUCAUCCUAGGAGGAGCGUUGGGCCCGAUCCAGACAAAUCUACCACUAUUUAUCGUGCUCUAUGGCAUAUUUCUUACCCUCGGAGAGGUCGGCCCAGGUUCUACAAUUGUUCUUACUGCCAGUGAAAGCUUUCCCACGUCAGUUAGAGGCCAUGCAGUAGGACUAGCUGCUGCAUGGAGUAAGGCCGGGGCGGCGAUUGGAACUCAAGUCUUCAAGCCAAUCAUGGCUACAUGGGGCGAUGAUGAGCUUCAUGGCACUCAGGCCGUCUUUCUCAUUGGAUCAGGGUUUGCCGUACUCGGAGCUUGCCUGGCGUGGUUUGUGCUCCAGGACAGUAAUAAAAUCCUCGAUCACGGUGACCAGGAGUGGAAGGAUUAUCUGGUUGCUCAUGGCUACUCAAACAUUGAAUGGGGCAAUGGAGAGCAAGAGGCUAUACCGGACCAAAAACUGGCUGAUUAG